Amoebophrya sp. A120 is the source of this 1289-nucleotide messenger RNA. The record is from the annotation of a GenBank genome assembly. Lineage: Eukaryota; Dinophyceae; Syndiniales; Amoebophryaceae.
CGCGAUGCUAUUUUGAUCGUUUUUUGGCCGACAUUUAAAUUUAUGUCACUGCCGUCUCGAAAGUAUCCAAAGUUGAUGCCCUGAUUUGAUACACCCAGGCAAACACCUUAGUUGGUAUGGUUUUGGAGGUUGUAGGAAAACUAGUACAGUCAGAACCAGAUGAAGUGGUCUUCAUCUUCUUUUGGAAGCGUUCGACUUCGCAGAUCAUGUUGAUUUCGAAGUUCUUGUAGGCGUUACUUUUUAGUUCCUCUCGACUUUUUCUGUUUUGUCUACCGCUACUCCAGCAUCUCAUAGAGCCUAUUAUGGGGAAUUGUGCCUCCUCCUCGCCGCGCAGUGAUAAAAAGCGCUGGGACAGAAGCCCAAAAACCUAUAGCACGACCCCCAUCCACAUACACCCGUCCUGCAGAAACAAUAGUGGGUUCCGUUUCGGUGACUCUUCGAAAACGCGACCGAAGAGCACAAGGCCGCCCCGGGUUCUGCACGGGAAGAAUGACGAGUCCAGCAGUCCCUCGACGCUCGCCUCCACGGCGACGCCGCCCGAAAGUCCAUGGAAUUCGGAAGGAGAGCGAGAGCUAGGACCAGAGCAGAAAGCGAAGAACUUAAACAGGUCGGGGCUGGACCUCCAGCAGCAGCCGCGCAAUCCGAAGGUAUCAUUAGAUUCGAAUCCUCGUCCGGUGAGUCCAUUUUUGGGUAAGGAGACACGGUCGGAACUGCAGCAGAAAGCCGCAUUCAACCAACUGAAUCCGAACACAAGAGCGAAGAACGGCGUCGUGCCACAGGCAGCGCAACCGCAGCAGAAGUGCGCCCAGUGCAGAACCAAAACCACCCCCGCAACGCGUCUGUGUUGCCACAAAUGCGGCAAAUGGUACUGUUUGAAGCACCGCCACCCAGAGGACCACGCUUGUAGCGCUUAACAAGUUACUCAGUGGCCAGUACCUCCGACUCGUGAAAGUUCGAAAAAUGAGUAAAUUUUGAUUCUGUGGAAGAUUUAGAUUUUGGGCAUUACCCGCUUCGAUCAUGUAAGUUUGAGAAGAACAAGAAGUGUACAAUUAUCUCCUCGAGCACCAUCUUCAUCUUCAAGUGAGAAGUUUAAUUUGGGUGGUAUUACGAUAGAUAGCAACCCAACCAUGUACAAUGUUGAUGUUCUGGUAUAAUCCAGAAUCCAAUGAAUGCGUAGCGACUUUUUGAUGUUGGUGAAGCAGUUUCGCCAGGCGACAACAGUACAGACGAGACGAAAUCCAAAUCACGUUUCGUGUUGAAAGGACUAAACGAUGAUACGCAUCAAUCAU